GGACAAAAGAGACAAUAGAAUUCCCCUGCGGGAGGGCGAGUAUUUAUAUAUCUAUUCUGCUCGUGUUCCAUCCAAAGAUCCGUGUCCGAGUGGCCUUCCAGAUACUUAAAUAACAUCCCACUUCCCCGCAAUGGCGAGAUGACAAGACUGAGGAUAAGCCACUCGUGUCCAUUUCCCCGACCAAGGCUCUCACUGGCUGAAACCCCGCUGUUCCUCCGUGAACGAGAGAUACAUAUCAAACGCGAGAGGGAUAGGCGAUAAUACUUACCCAAAAAAUUUUUAAAAUUAAAAUAAAAUUAUACAAACAAAUAAUAAAUAAAUGGACGACCUAUGCGAAGAUGAGAGAGCCGUUGAGCUGUCGUCCAUUGCUGCGAUAUACCCCGAAAUCGUUAUAGACUCUGGUUCGAAAUUCAGAGCUUCACUUGAGCUUCCCGUCUCUCCCCGCAAUCCUUUAAAGGUUAUUUUCCUACGACCUCAACCGUCACUCCCAUCCCCACCGGCAUCUCUCAGUGCCCGUGAGGAUGGAGACGCUUUACACGAUGACGCGGAAGAAGUGGAGCCAUGCUCCCUCUCACAUCUUCCAUCGCUUAAGCUGGAAAUUGAACUUCCGGACGGUUAUCCCAGACUUUCACCUCCUCGCUUUUCUAUCACGACGAAUCCAGAGUGGUUACCUCCGUCAAAAGUAGCGGAAUUAGUAACUUGUGGGAAGAAAUUAUGGGAGGAAUGUGGGAUGGAUGUGAUCAUAUUUGCAUAUAUCGAUCAUCUACAGCAGUUAGGAGAGCGGUCAUUCGAUCUUUCGACGGACCCCGAAUUGCCCGUUAUCCUAUCGCGAGAUUUAAAAGUCGCACUUAUGGAUUUUGACAUGCAAUCUCGGCGCCAAAAGUUUGAACAGGAAACUUUUGAGUGUGGGGUUUGUUUGGAACCUAAGAAAGGGGUUAAUUGCCAUAGAAUGUUGCUCUGCUCCCAUGUUUUCUGCGUUAGUUGCCUUCAGGGCUUUUAUAACACUUGUAUAAAGGAAGGAGAUGUUGGCAAGGUGAAAUGUUUGGCCCCGAACUGCGGGAGGGAUCCGGAAAAUGGACCACAAGAUGGACCUGUGGGACACGGCAUUCCUGGGCGGCUGAGGAAAAAGGAUCGAACCCUCAACCCAAGUGAGCUGUUACAAAUCCCACUAGACCAGGAAGUUGUCCAACGCUACGUCCACUUCAAAAGGAAGCGGAAACUGGAAUCAGACAAAACGACUAUUUAUUGUCCCCGCCAAUGGUGUCAGGGCGCCGCUCGCUCAAAACGGCACGCAAAGCCAAAUUCGAUAAACGAAGAGAUGGAGUUGUCGGACAACGAGGAUGACGAGGAUGACGAAAACUCGCGCCCCCCAUUUGAUCCACUAGGAACAGAAGAUCAACUUCCACCAAUGUCAGAACGUCUCUCGGUAUGUGAGGAUUGCAGCUACGCGUUCUGCUGCGUCUGCAAAAAGGGUUGGCACGGCGAGCUAGCAUUCUGCUACCCACGACGAGCCGCCGAUUUAUCAGCAGCCGAAAAGGCAAGCGAAGAAUAUAUCAAGACAUACACCGCACCCUGCCCAACAUGCGAUACUCGCUGCCAGAAAUCAAUGGGCUGUAACCAUAUGAUCUGUUUCAAGUGCAAUACACACUUCUGUUACCUCUGCUCAAGCUGGCUCUUCGAAUCCAACCCGUACAGCCACUUCAACGAUCCGAAAGGGAGUUGCUACAUGCGUCUUUGGGAAUUGGAAGAAGGUCACGAUUCCGGACCCGGCGGACCAGAUUGGGAUCUCGCCGCGGCACAGAUGCAAGCUGAAGUGGACAGCGAUGAUGACAGCGAAGACCUCGAGCAGGAAAUCGCCGCUGAAACCGGCAACAACGGCCAGGGGGCGAAUAACUACAACUGGGGCCGAAAUCAACGUCCACCUCCGCCAGCACCCGCUCCUCCAAACGCAGCACGAUUUCGAGCACCACCCCCUGCACCGGUGCCUCCUGGUGCUCAUGCCAACCAGCAAAAUGGCCGUCGUCCAGAUGAUGCAGCUAGGGCUGCGGCCGCGGAGCGGCAAUUACAGGUUCAAGCAAUGGCGGAAGCGCGAGCUCUGCAACAUAACCCGCCCAAUGCGCCACCGCCCCUGAGGCAGAUGGCCGGGUUACAGCGAUUUUUGGAACUGGUGCAGAAUGACCAGGAAGAUGAAUGGGACAGCGAUGAGCUAGAUUUUUGA
Histoplasma capsulatum G186AR is the source of this 2218-nucleotide messenger RNA. Its product is annotated as RING finger domain-containing protein. The coding region runs from base 320 to 2218 and encodes 632 amino acids. The record is from RefSeq and is a predicted model, not a curated record. The transcript is spliced from 2 exons. Gene Ontology annotation, cellular component: ubiquitin ligase complex; cytoplasm. Gene Ontology annotation, molecular function: ubiquitin conjugating enzyme binding; ubiquitin protein ligase activity; zinc ion binding. NCBI's taxonomy places the organism in Eukaryota, Fungi, Ascomycota, Eurotiomycetes, Onygenales, Ajellomycetaceae. Gene Ontology annotation, biological process: ubiquitin-dependent protein catabolic process; positive regulation of proteasomal ubiquitin-dependent protein catabolic process; protein polyubiquitination.